This is a messenger RNA of Cercopithifilaria johnstoni, 1292 nucleotides long. The record is from the annotation of a GenBank genome assembly. Lineage: Eukaryota; Metazoa; Nematoda; Chromadorea; Rhabditida; Onchocercidae.
AUCUUAUUCCGGGUACCGGUGAACCAAGUACCAGGCAAACAAUGGGUGCUUUGAAUCAGAAUAUUCCAACUGACAAUAUGUUCACAACCAGUCAGGAUAUAGAUAAAAAAUUCGAAGUAUUUCCGGAAGUAUACAUAAAAAGUGAACCGAUCUAUAAAACUUCUCCAGAAUAUGAAACUGGUAGAUAUCGUUUUGUACCAGUAACGGGUCAAAUGCUCAGCCAACGAUUGCAGACAUGUCGUGACCUUCAGCUUAGUGAACGAACAAACUGGCAACCAUUGCAAAACUCAUACGAACAACAAUAUGGUAUUGAUUAUUGUCCGGAUAAUCCGAGUCAAAUAAUUCAAGAAUGUGGUGAUUCUAUUUCAUGCCUUAACGAUUACAUGCUGUUUAAUGCUCGAGUACUUGGCAUGGAGGCACAAAAUAGUUGGAAUUCAUUUUCAAAUGAUAGAAUGCAUGCUUCAAGACAUUAUAAUAGUUGUGGACCGAUCAUGAUCGAAUAUCCAGAAUACCUGAUGAAAACGCCGGUGCUAUCAUCCGGUUAUUUGGAAGGUGAUGUGGCACGCUUCGAUUGCUUCCAAACACAUUGGAUUAAAGGCGAUUAUGAAUAUAAAUGUGGUAUUGUUGUGGACUACAACGAUCCGCAUAAUUAUCGAUUUGAAUGGAACAAAGGGUCACAACCGUGGUGUCGUUCACGUGAAAAAGAUAAUUUGUUCAAAUGGCUUACCGCGAUAUUCUCAACCAUCGGUAUAAUUAUGGCAAUUGUCCUUAUAUUUUUGUGUUGUUGGACUAUGAAACAGAAAAAGCGGCAGGAAGCGGAAGAUAAAAUCUCAUCAUUAUACAAAGCACCAUUUCGAAGUUCUAUGGUAAGCCGUGACUGGAGGUCCUCGGAAACUAGGCCAUUCACGAAGGUAAGAACAGAUUCGAUGUCAAGCGAAACGAAUGGUAUGUACCAUGGUAAUGAGAAUGAUUCGCAGUAUCGUGGAGGACCAAUUGGGGGUGCUGUUCCCGUAUUAGCUGAUGGUAGUGCUGGAUAUCGCGGACAAUAUCAUGCUGUUGAUGCUAGUGCACCGUAUCAUGAGCAAUAUCGUGAAUCGGUACCCAACUUAUCCAGGAGGCCAUCGAGUCCAGUCAAAACUGUCAUACGGAGCAACAAGACAGUUCCAACUGGAAUCCAUAUUAUGCCACAAUCGACAUCAUCAACGCCACCGGUACCGGUGCAUUCCAUUGUUACCAGUGAACAAAGUGGAAAUGAUCAUGCUCAACUUCUCGGCCUUAAUACCAGUGUUUGA